CAUGGCCCCGUCGCCCUAUAUAGCCUCUGCUAUAUUACUCGCCUACCUUGCUUAGCUUUGCUUCCCCAUCAUUUAUAUCCCCUCCUCCUCCUCCACACUUCCACACCCUUCCUUCUUGAAGUUCUUCUUCUUCUUCUGAAUCAUUGUUCUUUUGUAACAUACCUUAGCUUGUUGGAUUAUGAGAAUGAGUUCGUUGGAUCAUGUCGAGUGUUCCAUGAAGAUGAGGUCGAGGAGGAGGAGGAGUCCGAGUGCGGUGGGGGGAAAUCAACGAGGACGUCGAUGGAUGAGGAGGACGUCGAGGACUGUGAGAGUGAAGGUGAGGAAGCUGCAAAUGCUGAUUCCGGGAGGGAGAGGGCUGGAGGCGGAGAGGCUGUUUCGCCACACGGCGGAUUACAUAAUGCAUUUGAGGUUCCAGGUCGAUGUUUUGCAAGCGCUUUCCAAGAUUUACAAGCUGUGAAAAUCGGUAGUACGUGUUAAUGAUCACCAUGCGCAUGUUAGUCGAUCUACAUCUUAUUUCAUGUACUGAUAUAUAUCAUAAAAUAUGUAAUCUUUUUUCUUUGCGAUCUCCUGCUAGAUAUAUAUAGAGCUAUUAAUAUGUGAUAUGCAUGCAUGUGAGGUCGAUCGUUGUUAAAUUAAAUCUCACUGGUGAUGUUCAUCAGCUGAGAGCUGCGGGAUCUCAGAGUUCAAGUCACGGUUUGAUAUUAUUAUGAUAUUCUAAUUGUGAUUAUAUAGUGAGA
This is a messenger RNA of Argentina anserina (silverweed cinquefoil), 737 nucleotides long. RefSeq names its product transcription factor PAR2. Gene Ontology annotation, biological process: regulation of DNA-templated transcription. NCBI's taxonomy places the organism in Eukaryota, Viridiplantae, Streptophyta, Magnoliopsida, Rosales, Rosaceae. The record is from RefSeq and is a predicted model, not a curated record. Bases 179 to 457 code for a protein of 92 amino acids. The transcript has a single exon.